AUGGCUACCAAUCACAACGCCAACGGCGCCACAUCUACUCCCCUAAUGCCUCCUCCCGCACAUCUUACGACCGCGACCGUUAGCAAGAAGCGGAAAGCUGCCGGCCGUGAGCUUACUCAACGGAGAACAACAGAAGGCGCUACGACGCAAAAGGAAAAGAAGCACUCUACGAAGCGCCAGAAGACAUCUCACCAGGAUGCGGAGAAUGCGUCGGUGAAGGCACGAAAGAAAAUCACGCCCAAGGCUAGCAAAACUACGGCUAGAGAGGAUGUAGACACUACAAUGACGGACGCGCCAGCUCCUAGGGUCUACAAUAUAGCCUCCAAGCUCCAUCCUUCGGCGGGUAGGAAGCGUGUAAAGACAUCCGUAACAAACAACAGCAAUACUAGUACGCACACUCAGUUGAACGUAGUUGGAAGCAAUGCGGCCACUACCUCUACUUCAACUCAUAACGCUGAAAUUCCGACCAAUCCGAAUCUGGUUGCACCCGGCGCAGUCUUUUCCCCUGUUCCUCCUCCGCAGAUGUCACCGUGGCCAUACGACUUCGCGGCGCCCACGCCCACAUACGACCAGAAGAUUCCAUGUCCUAUUGACUGGACAGCCAUCGCAGAUCCUAGGUGUACGGUCGAUGCUAUUAGGGCUUAUGAGCUACGAGAGCCGUGGAACAAAUCGGCUGUAUCGUUCAAAAGCGUCGCAAACGCCAUUUCCUUGAGCGAAGAGGGUGCAAGAAAACGCUUUAAGAAAGCGAACCUGGCCGUGUUUGAGGCAACUGGCGUUUACUUUAAAGAAAACUCACUCGGGCUCAGCAAACAUGGCAUUCCAGAUAGAGCUGAGCUCGAGGAGAUCAUCGCUGGUACAACUCGGCACGAAAAGGAGACCUCGCAGAACGAGGCUGACCUGAAGAGGGCAGCUACUACAAAGUUGUUGUCUUACAAAGGCACGCCAGUCACUGUAGCUAUUCAUCCUCUAGGCCAGAAAGGGGGAAUCUUGCGCCUAGUCACGGAAGAAGUCAUGUCCCAGCUGCGUAUCUCUGAUCGAGAAAUCAUCCGUUGCUCUCCUGCGGCAUUCGACCGGUGGUAUAGCUGUCUGGCGAUGGGUCUUCGCCAUACGUUCCCAAAGCGUGUUUAUCGCUUGGAGCCAUUUCUAAAAGACUACACCCACACAGACUUUGGCACACCGCCAACAACCAUCAGUGACUACUUCGAGACGUACUGGCUCUCGCAACGCAUGGGCACUCCAGCCGUCAGCGAUAUGAUCCUCGAUGAGCUCAUACAGACGUUGCGAGACGAGGAGGAGCUCCUCGCAAAGUAUCGGUCUGGCGAGCUCACGAUGCAAGACAACGUGGACGUUGUGCGUUUCAUGAACUUCGAGCCGCACGACGUCAACCUGCUCUGGAAUAAGACGAAGGCCGACGACCCUAUUCGCGAACUAGUUCUUGACAUCCUUUGGUACAAGGGCCAGGCGGCUGAUGAGAAGGUUGAGGAGGAAGAGGAAGAUUUCGACCCGGCCUUCCUGGCAGCAUGGAUCGGCCGAAAGGCCAACCCCGUGGACUUCAUCAAGGACUUCGUUGAAAGAACGAACCUCGACUACUUCUGCGGCUACUAUCACAACCAUGGUGAAGAUGAGCACUGUUACCGCUCGACACCAGCUUCUUCUUCAGUUGACCAUGAAGAAGUUAACUCUUUUCCAACGAAGGCACCCUCACAUCUUGAAUACCAUACGCCCAACUUGACUCCUCCUGACGCCGAAUUUCAAGGCGAUAGAGAGGAAGAUGCCUAUGAAACGCCUUGGGCGGCAGUCAAAAGGGAUGAUAUUCCUGAGGGAGCACACAAGAUCCGUGAAGACAAGGACACCGGCGAUAUCAUCUUUGAAAUAGAAGACGAGCACUGGUAUCCACCCGCGGACUGGGAGCUAGACGAGCAGCAACAGCCCAACCAGCCGUACCAAGAGUUCCAGGAGUAUAGGUGGUGGCUGUGGGUUGAGAUGGGGGGACGAAUCCCGCGCAUCACUGUGAAGCGGUUUCGCCCUUACGAGCGGAGCUUUGCUGGCUGGCGGGAUCCGCUUCAGGAUGCGCAUCGUCAGCGUUGA
Molecule: messenger RNA, 2088 nt
Organism: Cucurbitaria berberidis CBS 394.84
Lineage: Eukaryota; Fungi; Ascomycota; Dothideomycetes; Pleosporales; Cucurbitariaceae
Exons: 2
Coding region: 1-2088 (695 amino acids)
Source: RefSeq, a predicted model, not a curated record